Molecule: messenger RNA, 718 nt
Organism: Anopheles bellator
Lineage: Eukaryota; Metazoa; Arthropoda; Insecta; Diptera; Culicidae
Exons: 2
Coding region: 9-542 (177 amino acids)
Source: RefSeq, a predicted model, not a curated record
UCACCAAGAUGCGCUCGAUCAGGAUCCUUACCCAAUUGGUGUGCACGGCCAUUUUGAUUCAACCGCUGCUCGGGGUGCCAAUAUUUUGGUUCAUUCCGUGGCGUUUUCCGUCAACGACGAGCAGUUCCUCGUCCGGUACUACCAGCAGCAGUACCGGAUCCAAUUCGUCCAGCGUCUCGGUCGGAAUAGGCAAUCGCGUCAACACGUCCACCGGCCUGGACGAUUAUGGUACCAACAUAUCGAACGUGCAGAUCAAUGUGAACCGCGUGCGAAGAUCCGUCGAUACCGUGGUGAACCUGGACGGUCGAUCGGCGAACGGAUCGUUCGUAUCGAUCGGUGAGCACACGAUCCGGCUACCGGCCAACAUUUCUAAUCUCACCGUCAACACGUACCUGGUCAAUGGGAUCGACGGAGGAUAUUUCGUGUCCGCCGAUAGUGAAACGUUCAGUGGAAACUCUAGCGCCAUCACCAGUCCGUUGCUCACUGCCAUUAGGAGCUUUAAAAACUUUCUGCAGACUCUGUUUAACCCCAACAGUGGGUAGUUAGGCAAGGUAGGGAAUUAGGAAUCGGGAAAGAAGGCGAUGCAUUCGACCUACUUUCGGUGUGUUUUUGUUGAGUUCUAAAAAAUAUAAAUAUCCUUCCUUAGUCCCUCGAGAAUGGGUGCGCCAACACUGCGCAUCACCGACCGAUGCGCCUCUAUUUUUAGACUGGCACGCCG